AUGCAAUUAAGCCUAAGGGAGAUCAAACCAAACAUCAAAUCUGAAGCGUAUGACGACCUGGUUGCCAUGAUCACAACUGCAGAAGUUAACCAUGUAGCUGAGAAGGUUGAAUGGUUUAUUGACAUUGGAGCAACUAAGCAUUUAUGUGCUGACAUGGAACUAUUUUCUGGAUUUCAAGGAGCUGUUGAAAUCGAUCAAGUCUAUAUGGGGAGCUAUAAAUUUCAGGCCUUAUCCCAACUUUUAGGAGGUGUAUCCUUCGUUGGUGAGAACCCGCGAUUGGAGGACACUGUUGUAACCUUGGGGGGCAACGCUGAUGUGACUGAGCUCUGGUGGUCAGAGCGAAAUUGCUUUUAA
Messenger RNA from Vicia faba (fava bean), 354 nucleotides. Lineage: Eukaryota; Viridiplantae; Streptophyta; Magnoliopsida; Fabales; Fabaceae. The record is from the annotation of a GenBank genome assembly.